Messenger RNA from Harpegnathos saltator (Jerdon's jumping ant), 1820 nucleotides. RefSeq lists its product as uncharacterized. The transcript is spliced from 3 exons. The record is from RefSeq and is a predicted model, not a curated record. NCBI's taxonomy places the organism in Eukaryota, Metazoa, Arthropoda, Insecta, Hymenoptera, Formicidae. Bases 172 to 933 code for a protein of 253 amino acids. Gene Ontology annotation, biological process: multicellular organismal reproductive process.
CGAAGCGUCGAACAGGUAUGUUAACGAAAGUCGUGAGAUCGAAAACAUCGCGAGGUGGCUGGAUUAUCGUCGAAAUCAUACAGUUACACUAUUGCCGAUAAAUCUGCACGUCGAAAUUGCUCAGCAUUUCGUUAAGCUCGAAUUGAAGCAAGGACUUUUUCUCAGCCAACAAUGCGUACCAUCUUUGUGCUCCUAGUUAUAACGAGUGGCUUGAUCGUGAAGAUGUCUGCCAUCCAGCUAAAGAAGAUAUUACCGAAUCUCCACUUAUGUCCAAAAUUAAAUCUCCAAGGAUGUUUACCGCAAAGCCUGGAAUCAAUGAAGCCUUACUUAGUGAGAGGUGUUCCGAAUUUGGAAAUACCCUCUAUUGAGCCAUAUCAUAAGCAGUUUUACAAGAUAAUCUUUCAAAACAGGUUUAUUCCAAAGUGCAAGUUUACAGAUACAUUUGUCAGAGGUAUAUCAAACUUCACGAUAAAAGAAGUCAAAGUUGCUAACGAAAAUUGUGAUAUUCAGUUCUCCGCGUACUUUCCAUUCAUCAACGUGACCACUAAGCUCGACGCAUUUGUCUCGUUGCCGCAUACAUCUGCACUUAUUAAAUGUAACAGAUUCAGAUUAAGCAGCCAUAUUAUGAACGUUACUGCUGAAAUUAUUAUACAUGGAUCGAAUUAUACGGACCAAAUAACCAGAAGAAAACAUUUGUACGUGGAAAAUGUUACCGUGGAAUUCAAAAAUAGGGGAGAUAUGAUGAUAACAAAAAAGCAAAGAGGUACAUCCGGAUAUCAAAAUAAAGAAGCAAAUGAAUAUUUUCAAAUGAAGUGGGACACAUUGACUUCAGAAUUAAAAAUUCGUCUCGAAUACCUCGCAGCUGAAAUUAUCCAGGAUAUCACGCAUAGCAUCUAUUACAAUUUCCCAAUUUAUAUGUUAAUGAUUCGUUAAAAUAUUCUGUUCUUUUGAUUUUAUUGUCACGACAAGGAGACUAAUUAUUUUAUAAUGAAUGUUACUCGCUAGCACCGCUAAUCAGUUGCGCAUUAGUUACUUAUUAUUUUGUUAGGAAAAUUAGUAUAGGCUGCUUUGGAAAAUAGCUUUUUUUUCGAUCGUGUUCUGCACACAUCAAAUACGCACGAGGUGCUCGCAGGUUUGUGGUUAUGACAGAAUUCGCAUGAUAGUACACAUAGUGCACAUAGUGUCUCUUUAUUGUACUUUCAUCCUAUGUAUAAAAGUAUGAUAAAAAACCUAUGUUUUUCGUGUUUUUUUUGCGCAGCAUUAGAUUUCUCGUAUACUAUCACUUCAACUUUCAUCAUAACCGACCAAACUCGUGAGUUGUCGCCCGCAACCAUGACCAUUUCGCGUUACCGACCUUAUCAGAAAUAAUGUGUGUAGAUCUUUUUUAGAUCAAAAGGUCCUAGAUCUUACACAAACGACUGUUGACUUGGAAUUGAUACAAUCAGGAGAAUUUUUUCUCGAAGUAUUUUACAACACUAGUCGAUGGUUCAAUAAAAUAAAUUAUUUUUUGGCAGUCCAAAAAUAAAUUCUUUUAUUGGAGCAUCAGCUUUUUCUUAAACGGCGUCCAGAACAAUUCUGUCGUAAUUGUAAAAUAUAUUCGGACAUAUUAUUAUCCGGAAAGUACGCAUAUGCUUGAGAAUUCUUAGAAAGAAAAGAAUAUGUGCAAUAGGCAAGAUUUGUUUUCCUUGUAGAGGAAAAAAGUUCAUGUUAAUGCGUUUUGCAAUAUUUUUACCUUUAUGAAAAUAUCGACACUUAAAUUAUAUAAAUUUAUUUAUAAUUUCAACAAACGCAAUAAAGAGUUAUGCACGUCACAAAUGAAA